AGGCUGGGAGGGGCAGGGCUGUCUACCCCACUGCCUGAUUCUUUAUCUCGCACCACCAAUGGGUUUACCGAGGGGAGAAAGUUUGUGGCCGGGACCGCAAUCUUGGCUUGCAUUUUUUUUUCAAAUAUAUACAUUUUUUUCCAGUCAGGCACUGCUGAGGUCAAGCGGCAAGGGCGGGGCCGUAAAGCGCCGCGCGUCUGGCGCGACAGCCGGAAGGACCUGGGGGUCGGCACUGCGGGUGGAGAUGGCGGCGAGGGAAGUCAAGUCCGUGCUCUUCGUGUGCCUAGGGAACAUUUGCCGAUCACCCAUAGCUGAAGCUGUUUUUAGAAAACUUGUAACAGAUGAAAAUGUUGAAAAUAAGUGGAUGACAGACAGUGCUGCUGUUUCUGACUGGAACGUGGGGUGCUGCCCAGAUGCAAGGGCUUUAAGCUGUCUGAGAAAUCAUGGCAUUGAGACAGCCCAUAAAGCACGGCAGGUUACUAAAGAUGAUUUCCUAACAUUCGAUUAUAUACUUUGCAUGGAUGAAAGCAAUCUAAGAGAUUUGAAAAGAAAAAGUAAUCAAGUUAAAAACUGUAAAGCUAAAAUUGAAUUACUUGGAAGCUAUGAUCCACAGAAACAGCUUAUAAUUGAAGAUCCAUAUUAUGGGAAUGAAAAGGACUUCGAGGCUGUUUAUGAGCAGUGUGUUAGAUGCUGUAAAGCAUUUUUGGAGAAGCCUCAUUAAUGCUCACCAAAGAAAAUGAUACUUAGAUCUUUCUUUUUAAAGAAUUAUGUAAGCUUCACUUGAAUUAAUGUAUUUAAAAUGGUGAUAUUGUGCCUCUGCAGUAGUUCCAAAUUGCAGCUUCCUUAUUUUAGUUUGUAUUGUAAUGUGAAUUAAUUUAGAAAAAACUUAUAAAACUUUAAAAAUGGAAUUGAAGGAUCAGCCUUUUUAUUAGACUUUGGUGUAGUUUAAGUCAUUUGCAGACAACAGAAUAAAUAUCUAUGAAUUUAUUGUC
Messenger RNA from Alligator sinensis (Chinese alligator), 992 nucleotides. It is a transcript of the gene ACP1, whose product is annotated as acid phosphatase 1. Lineage: Eukaryota; Metazoa; Chordata; Crocodylia; Alligatoridae. Gene Ontology annotation, molecular function: acid phosphatase activity; non-membrane spanning protein tyrosine phosphatase activity. The record is from RefSeq and is a predicted model, not a curated record. The transcript is spliced from 6 exons. Gene Ontology annotation, biological process: protein dephosphorylation. Gene Ontology annotation, cellular component: cytoplasm. The coding region runs from base 59 to 721 and encodes 220 amino acids.